AUGGAACCCCGCGGCCGCGCCGCUGAGCCGGGCCCGCCGUGGCCCCCCGGGUCCCCCCGCCCGCCGGCGGCAGCGACGCAGGCAAUGGAUUCUCCCUACGCAAACGGAGCCUACAGCCCCCCGUACCCUACGGCUCCCGGCGCUGCCCCGCACUACGCCAGCCUGCCACAGACACGGGGGUACUACUGCUCCGGGCCCCCGCAGACCCCCUACCCCGCGGAGUCCACGAGCAUGUACCGGCCCCCGUCGCCCGCUCCCCCCUGGAGCUAUGCCCCCCUGGACUGCCCCGCUGAAGGGUCCUCUCUCAGGAGGCAGCAGGUUCCUGGCUACUCCCCACCGCAGACCCCGGGAAUGCCCAUCCCACAGUAUCCGUACGGAGACAGCAAUCCAGGGGUCACGCCGCAGGGGCCUCCACCACAGCCCAGAGCCCCGGAGGACACGUGGGCUCCCCCCACCAUCUAUGGGGUGCAGCCGCGUUACACAUGGCCCUCCCCUUCGGCACAUGGGAACCCGUUCGUCUCCAAAUCACAUCCGCCCUGGACUGGCAGCGGAGCUCCUUCCCACCCUCCUGCAUGGGACUCAAAGGACACUGCUUACGACAAACCUGAGCAAAGCGCAAACCAACACAACUACUAUUCCGAUGUCAAUCACCAGCACUCUGGGACAAUGAAUGACCACAAGCCAGCCGCCCCGCUCAACGCCAAGCCAUCCCCCUCAAACCCCAAGGUGCAGUACAGUGCACAGCCCCAAAUGUAUGACGGUGCAUCGCGGAAGCUUUUGGCUGGGAACCGGGAGGCUGGCUUUAAACCUGGUGACCAGCCUUCAACAAAUUCUGCAGCCAUCCAGCCAGAGAUUCAGAGAAUCCUCCGCAUUACGGGGGAGGCUGAACAGCUGGAGCAAGAGGUGGAAGAAUUUGUAGGAAAAAAGACAGAUAAAUCCUACCGGCUGCUGGAGGAGAUGUUGACCAAGCUGCUGUUGGAACUGGAUUCCAUCGAGACUGGUGGCCAGGACAGUGUUCGGCAGGCCAGGAAAGAGUCCGUCCACAGAAUUCAGGCCAUACUGGAAAAACUGGAAAGAAGGGGAUUGUGAGAGCACAUCAGCCACAGCACACAGCCUGUGGUUGAGGUUCCAAAGAGUUUUAGUUCUGUUAAAUCUCAGCUCUUUCUGCUACGCACUAUUAACAAUGGAAUAGCAAUAAGCCCUGAGUUAAAAAAAACAAAACGAAACAAAACCACCAAACCCACCCCCCCGAAGCCCAGCCCUAACAAAUAACUGAGCAGUGGACAAAUUAAGAGAGGUUUGAAGCAGCCAACUGAAUUGUCUGUUUGUUCCAGGCUUUGGAAAAGCGGAACCACCCGAGGUACUUACCGCUGCAGAGGUCUCCAUGGGGGUCCACAUCCUCUUCAUCAGCAGGAAGAAAAUCACUGUACAAAGUUCCCCAAACCAGGCCGAGUCUCUAGGUGCCUCCUGCAGCCACAGCCGUUCUUUAAACAGUUGGAACACUUGCCAGAUGUGGCCACAACAGCACCGCAACGUGCAGCCACAAACCAGGACUCUGGGCUUGUCAGCCACUGCGUGUAUUUUCAGCUUCAGCUUCCUCACCAUAAAAACUUUGUCAUCCUGGGGUUUUGUUUGGUUUUAGUGCACUCAAGUAGCUACACUGAAGUGCUGCAGAACGGGACCGCACUGGCAGCCCAGUCAGUGCAAGCGGAUGUCACAUCGUGCUGUUCCUCCUCUCGUGAAGAGCCAGUCCGUGGCAUCCCCCGUGGACAUGGGAACACAGCCUGGAAAUCCCAGUUCUGCCACUGAAAAGGACGGGUACAAGCAGAGGAACGAUGUCAGAGCAGAGCAACCUUAAAUGGCAGGAUGCUUGAAAAUGCUUUCCAGGUCACUUGGGUAAAAAUCCACUUUUUAAUUCUAACGUCUUUCCACAUACUGCAACGCCAUACUCGUGGCACUGUACAAUACGGAGGGGAAGGGAACAGCUCAGCCUACUGUUAGCCUUCUGGUUACAACAUGUUAAGUGAAUCAUUACUGUGUGUGAC
This is a messenger RNA of Gavia stellata (red-throated loon), 2045 nucleotides long. It is a transcript of the gene BAG4, whose product is annotated as BAG cochaperone 4. The record is from RefSeq and is a predicted model, not a curated record. Bases 1 to 1089 code for a protein of 362 amino acids. Gene Ontology annotation, biological process: protein stabilization. The transcript has 4 exons. NCBI's taxonomy places the organism in Eukaryota, Metazoa, Chordata, Aves, Gaviiformes, Gaviidae. Gene Ontology annotation, cellular component: cytosol; cytoplasm; nucleus. Gene Ontology annotation, molecular function: adenyl-nucleotide exchange factor activity; protein-folding chaperone binding.